Messenger RNA from Prosopis cineraria, 699 nucleotides. RefSeq lists its product as uncharacterized. Lineage: Eukaryota; Viridiplantae; Streptophyta; Magnoliopsida; Fabales; Fabaceae. The coding region runs from base 129 to 509 and encodes 126 amino acids. The transcript has a single exon. The record is from RefSeq and is a predicted model, not a curated record.
UAAAGCGACGAGACCUUUUAAAAAAGAGAAAGAAAGAAAGAAAGAUUGGGCUAGGACGACUGGAUUUAUGCGAAAGCCCUUCUAUUCUCUUCUCUUCUCUUCUGUUGUUCCAUUCAGAAAUCUCGACUAUGGCUUCCAUCUAUAGCUGUACGGAAUGCGGAUCCAACCUGAACCUCAACUCUGCUCAUCUAUUUCCACCCGAUUUCUACUUUGAGGCCGGAAACAAUGGCACGACCUCCUUCUCCAUGGUCGACACCACCAAGUUCAGAUUCGAGAAGGAGGACAAGAUCAGACCCUUCUUUGAGACCAUUAAUUACUGGGGAAUCCAGAGGAAGAGAACCAAGAUCAAGUGCAAUAGCUGUGGCUGUUUAGUUGGCUAUGUCUAUGAUGACGGCCCUCCUCUUACUGAUAGUCCUGGUCAAUUUCACAUGGGACCGAGCCAGGUGAUUCCCAGAGCCCCCAGAUAUCGUUUCAAGACCAAAGCCCUUCGAAUCACAUCUCAAACUUGAAACGGAGCCGGGUUUCCUGAUUUUGGAUAUCCGUUAUGAACAAUAUGAUUUGAAUUUCUAUCAGCCUAUACUCGUGAAAGAGUUUUGUAUUAUACUUGUACAAAUUUUCAGUAGCUCAUACAUCUCGAAUCAAAUGGGUCAUGUUUUGCUGUUUUCCUCCGAAUAAAUUUGUUCUUAAUUCUUACUGAUA